Messenger RNA from Striga asiatica, 324 nucleotides. The record is from the annotation of a GenBank genome assembly. Lineage: Eukaryota; Viridiplantae; Streptophyta; Magnoliopsida; Lamiales; Orobanchaceae.
AUGGUCGAACCCAAAUUCCUCCUCGGCCCGCCUCAGCAGGCCCUGGAACUCGGGUCGGGUCAGGUAAGAGAUGGGCACAAUGUACCGGGUCCGGUUCUCGCCCACAUAGACCGGGAAAUGGCCCCUUGGCACGUCCGUCGGCAGCCCACCGUCGCCGCCGCCGUAGCUUCCGUCGUCGCACACGCUUUGAAGAGGAAAAUGGAGGUCUUUUUCAAAAACCAUAAUGACGAGUAUUUGGCCGUGGUUGAAAGGAUUGCAAACGAAUCGAACGGCUCUAGAACGUUCGAGUCGAGCUCGAUAUAUAAUUUGUACUUGAGUUCUUGA